Messenger RNA from Tetrahymena thermophila SB210, 3859 nucleotides. Its product is annotated as cation channel family protein. The transcript has 9 exons. The record is from RefSeq and is a predicted model, not a curated record. Gene Ontology annotation, cellular component: membrane. Gene Ontology annotation, molecular function: voltage-gated potassium channel activity. Gene Ontology annotation, biological process: regulation of membrane potential; potassium ion transmembrane transport. Lineage: Eukaryota; Ciliophora; Oligohymenophorea; Hymenostomatida; Tetrahymenidae.
ACGAAGGGAAAAAGUAGUUAAAAACUAAGACUUUAGUAGAAAUAAAUCUCUAAGAAUUUUGAAAAUGAAUAAAUAGAUAAAAUAAAAUGAAAUUUUUAUCAAAAUUAAUGAAGACAGCAAAAUGGAAUAGAACUUAUUAAAAGACAUGACUAUAGAGCAAAUGAUUUACCAUCCAAAUUAGGAAAAAGAAGAGGACCCUAGCUAUUACAUUAAUAACGAAGGCGCUGAUAAUAGAAGAAGACUUUUUAACUCCUAAUAAGAGAGUAACUUUUUUUCUAGGGCGAAAUCCACAAGUUAAGAUAUUCUGUAUUCUGAAUAUCCUGAUAAAUAAAGUACUCAUGGAUAACGGAAGUCAAGAUUUUUCUUAAAUGAUGAUUAAAGCAAUUACCAGCUACAGCAAGAUAAGGAAUACGAUAAUAUUGCAAAUAAAUCUUAAGAAGAUUAAAAAACAAACACUUUUAGAGAUUCUCAAAAUACAGAUUCAGUGUCUAGCAUAUUUUAAAAAGAAAGGAAAAGAAACGACGUUAAUUUAUUAGAUAACAGUAUAGGAUCAUAAAAAAGCAUGUUUCGAAAUAGAAAGCCUUUUAGAUAUAACACUUUUAUGUAAACAGAAUAAGAAGAACUAUAGACAAAAGUUAACUAAGCCUCUAAAUUUAAAUAAAAUAAUUAAUCUUUCCACAAAAGUACUGCAGUAAUAGUAGAAUAACAAAUCGUUGGUCAUACUCAUAAAAAUCACUUGAUUUCUCUUACAUACUUAAUUAAAUUCGUGAAGUAAUUAUUACUACGAGUAGCAUAUUAAGACUACAGAAUACUUCAAAAAAAAUAACUACAAAUUAUAUCUGAUAAAUCAAUAAUAGAUUUAAACUAUAUAAAUAAAAUGUAUGAAUUUAAUAAUGAAGAAAAUAUUAUCAAACGUAGAAAUAAUGUUCUGAUGCUACAAAAAGGAAUUUAGCAACAAAAAGUUGCAUCAUUGAAAAUACCCAUUCUUUGCUUUUGUAUUGACAUUAUUUUUGGAUUUCACACAGGAUACUACGAAUUAGGAAAACCAAUUAUGAAUAAAUAUAAGAUUGCUGUCAAUUAUUUUCGCCAUAAAUUUUGGAUUGAUUUCAGUUGUACACUUUUGCUCUCCUUUAAUUUAUACUUUGGUUCAAAUAUGAUUGAUUUCCUUGCUAUGUUUCUAAGAAUUAAUUAAAUGAAAAUUAAGAUUAAAAAAAUAGAUUAGCAUUUUCGUCUCUCAUACAGAUAUGCAUUUAUAACAUCAAUUUUAAAGCUUAUAUUAUUAAUUGUGAUUUUAGCUCACUUAACAGGAUGUGGGUUCCAUUUGGUGGGAGACUAUACUAACUAAUUAUAAAGCCGUUCAAAAUAUGGAAAUGAAUAUUAUAAUUCUUGGAUUGACUAUUCAGGUCUAUCAAAUUAAGACUGGUUUACUCGUUAUGUGUGGUCAAUUUAUUUCUCUAUCAUUACUAUGAUAACAAUAGGGUACGGUGAUGUUGUUCCUAUAAAUAUUUAUGAAAAAAUAUAUGUGAUAGGAAUGACUUUUGUAUCUUGUGCUACUUUUGCAUAUUGUAUUAAUACAAUAGGGAAUAUUUUUGCAUAAAGACAUAAAAAAUAGAAAGAUUUUGAAUCUAAUUAAUAUUAGUUGCAAUCCUAUCUAGACUAUAUGGAGUGCUCUUAAGAAACUUAAUUAAGAGUCUUAAAAUAUUUUGAAUAUUUGAAUGAACAAUAAGAGGAAGUUGUGUAAAAUGGUUAACAAAUCUUCACAAAGUGUCCACCAGAUUUAUAAGAAGAGAUUAUACAAGAGAGAAAUUAUAAAAUUCUUAAAUAGAUAGCUUUGUUUAGUAAAAAUUUUAGCAAUGAGUUUAUAAAUAUAUGUGCUAAGUUCAUGGAGGAAAAAAGAUUAGGACCAGGAGAAAAAAUCAUGAUAGAAAACUAAAUACCUUCAUUUUUAGUUAUCAUAAUCAAAGGAGAGGCAGAAUACUUUUUUCAAAAUAUGCAGAAUAAAAGAUCACUCUAGUUAAUUUAAGGAAAAGCUUUAGGGUUAAAAUAAUUUUUGACUGAAACCCCACUUCCUUUAGCUAUUAGAGCUAAAACAGUCUCUACAGUAAUUUAAAUGCCAUACUCAUAAUUCAUAAAUUUAAUCAAGAAUUUUUAAAAUGACUUUGAGUUGUUUUGCUAGAUAAGAGAUUAAAUGAUAUUUGAAAAUCGGUUUAUUGAUUAGUGCUACUCUUGCUUAUAAUAUGGUCAUGAUAUUUCAGGAUGUCCUUAAAUUCAUUACAAAGCAUAAAAUUUUUUGUUUGCUAAAAAAGUUUUUCACUCUUCAAUUUAGUAGAGAGAUUCAUCUUUUAUGAGACAAAAAGGUAAGGAGAGAAACUCUUUAGCCGAAAGAGUCCACAUUGCCAUGAGCCUUAAAAUGAAAAGGUUAGAGCUGAUUCAAUAAAUUUAUCCAGAUUACAAUGAUAUCUGCAUAUCUGACCUUCUGCAAAUCUAAGAAUUAGAUAAGUUUUUUUUUAAGAGGUUUCCUAAAAUUAAAGAUGAAUAAAUAAAAAAACAUAUUUUUGUGGAUGAAAAAAGUCAAAGCUAUUUUAAUAAAGAUAAAAAUGAUCUAUUUGAUGAAAAUUUUUCAUUAUAAAAAUCAAAUAAUUCUUAUGAUUCUGAUUUGAGUUAAGAUAUAACAUCAAGUUCAGAAUCAUCUUAAAGCUCGAAAUCUAUUGAAAUUUCUGAAACUGAUUAAAAAAAUGUUUAAAGAAAACCCUCAUCGGCAAUACUUAGUGAUUAAAAAAAAAGAAAAACGUCAGAUAUGAAAAAUAUUUCUGAAAAUCAAUUAGAAAAUAUAUUAAAUUAAAUAAAUGAAGAAGAUAAAUUAAGUAAAUACAAUAAUUCGGGAGGAAAAAGACUGUCUGACCUAAAAAAUAAAAAAUUAAGUCAUUAAUUAAUAGAUUUUGUGUUAGAAUACAUGAAAUAAUCAAAAAUAGCAUAAGAUGUAUCCAAAAAUGAAAUGACUUAAUCAGAUGAAUUAGAAAAAUAUAAUGAAUAAAAACAAAAUAUUCCAGCUUUAAAUAAUAACGAAAACAGUUCUCACUUAGAGCUUUUGAGAUUAAAUUAUUCAAAAGAAAAUGCUAUUGAUGAAAGAACUAGCACUUAUAAUAAUACAAAUCUUGACAGCUCUCCUUCUUCUUAUAAGCAUAAAUAAGUUUUAAAUAUCCAACAAAAUCAAGAAAAAUUUUUUAAUCAAAAAUCAAUAGACAGAAAAUUUUUACAAAUACUGCAAAAGCAAAGCAAUUAAAUAAAUUAACUAAAAAACAGUCUUAAAAAUUUUAAAAAUCAAGAAAAUGGAUAACCUAAUUAAUAAAGUAUCACAGACCCAAAUACAUAAGAAAAAAUGCUAUUUAACAAUUAUUUACAGAUUUCAUAAAUACUGUAAUCUUGGAAGGUUCAAAUCACUAAAUAAUUGAAUAAUUAGUAGCUUAAACCAAACUUAAAAAGCUUAACAAGUAUAAAAGAUAAUAAGUCAUCAUUUUAAAAAUAAAAAUCAAGAAGCAAUAAAUAAUAAGACACAGAAACUCCUAAGUAAAAAGAGUUUUUAAUUUCUGAGAGCAAUGAAUUAUUAGGAUUUACCAAUAAUAAUUUAUUUGGUAAAUUAGACAUAGGUUUUGAAAGUGUUAAAGACUACCAACGUUACUUCCCAAAAUUUAAUAUGGCUAAUAUCAUAAAAGGAUACAAAAAGAUUUUAUAAAGAUAGUAAUAAAAGGUAUUAAAAUAAUAUGGCACAGAAAAAAAAGUUAAUAAUCAUAAACAUUAAAAAUCAUUUUUUCCUAGAAAUUCUAUUAGAUUUCCUUAAAAUAAUUAAGAAUUAAUUUGA